AUGGAGCUCGGCUGCCAAGUUUCCGAUCACUUUGAAAUUUUAAAGGUAGCUGAAAAACUAGGAAUUUUCGAACCCAGGACCCAGGACCCAGGACCCAGGACCCAGGACCCAGGACCCAGGACCCAGGACCCAGGACCCAGGACCCAGGACCCAGGACCCAGGACCCAGGACCCAGGACCCAGGACCCAGGACCCAGGAGCCCUGAAGCCCUGA
Messenger RNA from Caenorhabditis briggsae, 213 nucleotides. The record is from RefSeq and is a predicted model, not a curated record. NCBI's taxonomy places the organism in Eukaryota, Metazoa, Nematoda, Chromadorea, Rhabditida, Rhabditidae. The transcript has a single exon. The coding region runs from base 1 to 213 and encodes 70 amino acids.